Messenger RNA from Girardinichthys multiradiatus, 649 nucleotides. RefSeq names its product immediate early response 3-interacting protein 1-like. The coding region runs from base 72 to 320 and encodes 82 amino acids. The transcript is spliced from 3 exons. Lineage: Eukaryota; Metazoa; Chordata; Actinopteri; Cyprinodontiformes; Goodeidae. Gene Ontology annotation, cellular component: endoplasmic reticulum membrane; COPII-coated ER to Golgi transport vesicle; Golgi membrane. Gene Ontology annotation, biological process: endoplasmic reticulum to Golgi vesicle-mediated transport. The record is from RefSeq and is a predicted model, not a curated record.
UUCGGCCACCGUACUCUGCGUCAUAGGUAAAUAGCUUCAGCUAGCCUGCAGUUAACUGCUGGAGACCUACCAUGGCAUUUACUUUGUACUCUCUAAUCCAAGCAGCUAUCCUGUGUAUUAACGCUGUUGCUGUUUUACACGAAGAAAGAUUUCUAAGUAAAAUCGGCUGGGGAGUGGACCAAAGUGUCGGAGGGUUCGGUGAUGAACCAGGCAUCAAAGUACAGCUGAUGAACCUCAUCCGCUCUGUGAGGACAGUGAUGAGAGUGCCGCUUAUAGGAGUGAAUUCAGUCUGCAUUGUGCUGCUGCUUCUGUUUGGAUGAAGAACAGUGAAUGAAGUUUGGAUAAGCCAGCCUACUGCCACAGAUCCAUCCGCUCAGUAACCACUCCGAAGAAUCAGCUACUUAACAUCCCCCGUCAGCCUAAAUAUGAAAGCAACAGCAAUAAAGUGAUAAAUCUGCUAACCUUUCCCCUGAAGACAUGAUAAGCUGAUCACAGGUUUUAAAAUGUAGACUACUGUCAAAGAUUUUGACUCAUAUAAGUUUAUUUGGAGUUUAGACAAGAGAUGGGAAUCAGUUGUUAAAAAUGUUGUUUUUGUCACAAUGCUCAAGAAUAAAGAGUUUUUCAGGGCCACUUAGUGCCUACCAUCCAA